Folsomia candida is the source of this 1370-nucleotide messenger RNA. RefSeq names its product zinc finger protein 595-like. NCBI's taxonomy places the organism in Eukaryota, Metazoa, Arthropoda, Collembola, Entomobryomorpha, Isotomidae. The transcript has 4 exons. The coding region runs from base 1 to 1113 and encodes 370 amino acids. The record is from RefSeq and is a predicted model, not a curated record.
AUGAUCAAGCAUGCAGGAUUUAGUCUCUACAAACUUAAACUCCUUUGCAAGAAACCAUACCACAGCUCUGAAGGCCUCAAGUUCCAUAUUACCAGUCACACGACAGAGAAACCUUGGAAAUGCUCCAUCUGUGGGAAUUCAUAUGCAGCGAGUUCUGUCCUAAAGGCGCAUAAACGAACCCACGACCCAAACCGGAAACAGCUGCUUUGCCACUUAUGCAACUAUUCAGGAGUAUACUUAUCAGAACAUAUUAAACGCAAGCAUUCCAAUUUACCAAAACCAUGCCAAUGCCACCACUGUGAUAGCAAAUUUUGGAAGAAACAUGAACUCCGACGCCACAUCAACAGCAUCCAUGUCAACCCUAAAGUGAAAAAACCUCGACCAAAUUAUCAGUGCCAAUUUUGUCAUAAGAUUCUCACAGGUGCGACUAAACUGCGCGACCAUAUUGCAAUUCAUACCGGUGAAUCGUUUUAUUCCUGUCGUCAGUGUGACGCAUCCUUCCGGAAUGACACCUCUUUGCGGGACCAUGUCGAAAAGUGGCAUCGUGGAGAGAAGCACCCCUGUCAAAGGUGCCAUUACGUCUUCUUCAGCAAGACCAAGCUUGACUACCACGUCAAAAUCCGGCAUUCCGGUGUAACCCAUAAAUGUGGCAAGUGUUCGAAAGCAUUUCGAGCCCAGAUGGAACUAACCCGCCAUCUGAAGCUGGUCCACUCUGACGUUAAAAAUUUUCCGUGUCCAAUUUGUGGACGAAUGUUCAAAAUGCGUUGUCACGUGAAGGCACACGUGCAAAAUGUUCACGAGCAGCGGACACACAGCUGUUACUUUUGUGCGAAAAAAUUUCCGAACGUUUACACGAUGAAAGAUCACCUUUUGGAUCACACGCGGGAGAUGCCGUUCAAAUGUGUCACGUGUGGGACAAAGUUUAAGACAGGGUCGAGCCUUAAAGGGCACAUGGGGCGGGUGAACGUGGACGGUUUAGGCCGAAAGUGCCCGGAGUGUGACGCAGUAUUAAAAAAUGAUGAGAGCCUGCAAAAACAUGUCAAGUUUGUGCAUCACAUAAACUUGACGACGAAGCAAUUAAGGAAUAUUUCGAAGGCAACGUACGGUGAUUAAAAUCAAGGAUGGUAUUUUUGGCAGGAAACAAUAAAUAACGGCCAGUUUUUCAUGUCGGCUACUUUAUUUAGAGACAAAGGCUUAAUCUCCACGUGGGAAAGUCAGUAAAAAAUUGUAGUACUCCAACAUAGAUAUUUUGCAAGUUCACAUAUUCUCUCAAUUUACUUAGUUGCAUAGCCGAAUGGAAUCGCCACGUGGUAAAGGGAACGAUCGCCCAUUUCCAUGCUCCAAGUGCACGGCCUCGUUUAAAAUCAGGG